Messenger RNA from Rhineura floridana, 4172 nucleotides. It is a transcript of the gene ALKBH6, whose product is annotated as alkB homolog 6. Lineage: Eukaryota; Metazoa; Chordata; Lepidosauria; Squamata; Rhineuridae. The transcript is spliced from 7 exons. The record is from RefSeq and is a predicted model, not a curated record. The coding region runs from base 508 to 1233 and encodes 241 amino acids.
CGUCCUGGCGCCUCUCCUCCCCCCAAAAGAACCCAGGCGUCCUGGCGCCUCUCCUCCCCCCAAAAGAACCCAGGCGUCCUGGCGCCUCUCCUCCCCCCAAAAGAACCCAGGCAUCCUCCUGGCUCUCACUGUCCUUUAUUGUUCGCUAACCGCGCCCCCCCUUCAUCUUUGAGUCUUGCCCUGCUCCUACGACCCUUAUUUUGACCAGCACCGAGCUCAACAGCAACGGCUCGCCCUCAGAGAGUUGAUUGGCUCGAUUCGGCGACGUGAGGCGGGACCUACAUAGCCUGGCCGCUUCCUGAUUUCUCCUCCCGAAUCUCUUUUCUUUCCCGUUGGACCGCUGCUGCUGUCAGUCAACUAGCCACCCGGAACUGUGUGCUGCUUGUCUGUCGGAAAUGAGUAAGCAACAGGGAGGCCACCUGUCUUGUUGAAGCCCAUGGAGUUGUGAUGGGCUGAGAAGAAGUUAAGAAAGCCCAACUCAGCCGUGUGGCAAGUCCUCCUUCCGAGAUGGCAGCAACAUGUGCUGGAAUUUUGGCACUGGAGCCGUUUCGCGUAACGCAGUCUCCACCGCUUGCCUAUUAUGUUCCAGAUUUCAUCACAGAAGCAGAGGAGGUAUAUCUUUUGCAACAGGUUUAUGAUGCCCCCAAGCCCAAGUGGACUCAGCUGUCGGGGAGGAGGCUGCAGAACUGGGGAGGGCUGCCUCAUCCGAAAGGGAUGAUUCUCGAGAAGCUGCCCCCCUGGCUUCAGGCCUACGCUGACAAAGUGUCCUCUCUUGAGGUUUUUGGAGGGAAACUGGCGAAUCACAUCCUGGUGAACGAGUAUCGCGCUGGCGAGGGCAUCAUGCCUCACGAGGAUGGACCCCUCUAUUUUCCCACUGUCACAACCAUCAACUUGGGGUCUCACGCCCUCCUCGACUUCUACCAUCCCGUCAGCAGAGGGCAGCAAACGGAAGGCAAAGAGGGGCCGGCCCCCCAGACGGAGGAGCAGCGCCACUUCCUGUCCCUGCUCCUCAAGCCCCGUAGCCUCUUGGUCUUGCGGGAAGACAUGUACACCCAUUACCUUCACGGCAUCCUCCCUAUCGCCAAGGACACUGUCACAGAAAAAGUGGCCAACGCAAGCAUGUGUGACACUGAACUCGGGAACACCUUGCACCGGGGGACACGGGUGUCGCUCACCAUCCGCUAUGUCCCUAAAGUGCUGAAAACCUCAGUUUUCCUGGGCAGAAGGAAGUGACUGUUUCGCUUUGUGAGGGCCCACACCAUCCAAUGCUCUUCUGUACCAAAUGCAUUUUCCCUGCAUGGAGAAAGCUAGCUUCUCAGGGAGACGGGUUUUCACCUCUCUCUCUCUCUCUCUCUCUCUCUCUCUCUCUCUCUCUCUCUCUGGCAUGCAGGGAAUGUUUCUAUGUACAGAGUGUUUGUGGUGGCUUCUAAUUUUUGGUAUUCCUUCCUGUUAGUCUUCACCUGUGUUCUGAAGUGCUAGAGUCCAGGUUUUACUGCCACUUCCCACUGUUUGUGAGAAUGAAAGCUAAGAGCAAGAACUGCAAAAUGCCUGUUUUGUGGGGAGAGCAGCCGCUGUUGACGGCAAAUUUGCCUGAGCUUUUAAGUAGGGGAGGGGAAAGGAGUGGGACAGGCGAGAACAGUCAGCCCUGGAGGCAAAGUAGAGGAAGAGGCAGCAUAACACUGUCUAUAUAUAACCCACAGCUUGCAGUGUGGCCUGGCGGAUGGGCUACAUGCUUAUAUUUCCAGCAAAGCUUAGAAAGUCAGGGUGCUUGCCUUCUCUUCCCAACAAAGAGUGGAAUUCUGCACUUAAAUGGAGAUCUACGGGUGUCUUUGCUAACAGUGAGAGGAGAUGGGAAAGCCAGGAUUUGACUUGUAUUCCCAUACAGCAGCGGCAGGAAACCUCAGACCUGCGGGCCUAAUUUGGCCUGUUACACCUCCCUCUUUGGCCUGCUACACCUCCCUCUUUGGCCCACCAGGCUUUGGCCAAGCCACACCCAUCUGCUCUGCAGGUAAAGAUGCUGCUGAGCCGAAAGAGGGUUUGCAGGCCUUAGUGAUCAGCUGACAGUCAGAGCCUGCAAAGUGCUGUGUGGUGCCUUUGUCUGACGUCAGGUGAUUGACAGGUGGAUGGCCCUAUGGGUGGGGCGGGGGAGAUAAGGAUCUGGCCUGCACACCAAAUCCAGUUCCCCACCCUUACCGUACAGGGUAAGAGCCUGAUAGCAAUCUGGACUCCUUGAUUUGGGCUGCAUUCACACCAUGCAUGUAAAGCGCUAUUAUCCUACUUUAGUCAUGGCUUCGCCCAAAGGAUCCUGGGGAAGUAUAGUUUGUGAAGGGUGCUGAGAGUUGUUAGGAGAUCGUUAACAUUCCCUGCACAGAGCUAUAAUUCCUAGAAUGGUUUGACAAUCGGUCUCUCUUCCUAGGGAACUCUGGGAACUGUAGUUCUGUGAGGGGGUCUCCUAACAACUCUCAGCACCCCUAAGAAACUACAAUUCCCAGGAUUCUUUGGAGGAAGCCAUGACUGUUUGAAGUAGAAUAACAGCGCUUUAAGUGUAAGUUGUAAAUGUAGCCUAGUUUUCUCACCCCAGCUUCUGCUUUUAACCUCUUAUCCUAUCCAUAACAGUUCUGGCUCAUAAGGCCUGAUUUUAAAUAAUGCACAUUUCCACUUGUGGCAUAUCUCAUGAAGAAGUGCUGGUUUUGAAGCUGGAAUAUUCAAAUAAAUGGCCUAUUGGGCAUGUGCUGGCAUUAUAGAGGUCCUGUGUGUGGUUCUUACAAAACCCUUGGAGAUACUCAUGGUUUGGCCCAAACAGUAAAUCCAGAUCAGAAGGCCCCAAGUUUGUUGGGAUAGAAUUCCAGUGGGACAUGCCAAAGCAUCAUUCACAAGGCAGACUUUCACGAAUCACAGUAAAUGGAAGCAAACUUGGAGUGAGGUCAUACAUUAAAACUAGUUGUGCAGUCAGUCUGGGUGAGGACUAAUUUACAUGACUUUUUAGUGAAGAAUGUGGCUGCUUGGUCAGUUGUAUGGUUGGGCCAAACAAGCCACUUCUAGAAGGACAAGAACUGCAGGAAAAGCAGAGCAUUUUAGGCAAUUCAGAGCAAGGUUUGUGUAAAUAAAUGGGAUGGACUCUUAAGAGACCCUGUUUACUUUGGAAUCACAUUUCUAAACUGCUGAAUAUUUAAAAAUCUCUAUAUUAAGCUAUAUUAAAAAAACAUUAAAACAGAUACAUUUAAAAAGUAAAAUACUAUCAUAAAAUCAGGAAUUAAAUAGUAACAGGAUCCAAUCUUAUAGGUCAGGUAUAUUAUUAUUAUUAUUAUUUAUUACAUUUGUAUACUGCCCCAUAGCCGAAGCUCUCUGGGCGGUUUACAACAAUUAAAAACAUUAAAAACAAAUACACAAAUAUACAAAUUUAAAAACACUUUAAAAAAACCAUUUAAAAACACAUGCUAAAAUGCCUGGGAGAAGAGGAAAGUCUUGACCUGGCGCCGAAAAGAUAACAGUGUUGGCGCCAGGUGCACCUCAUCACAAAAAUCAUUCCAUAAUUUGUGGGCCACCACUGAGAAAGCCCUCUCCCAGGUAAAGCCGGGGAGGGGGAAAUAUGUCUUUACAAGACAUCUGAAGCGCUGGUGGAUGGAAGGGCAUUCCAUACUGCAGGGGAAAUGAUGCAAAAUGCCCGUUUUGGGGGUCAUCUUCACUCUGUGAUAUUCUGCGCUAUGAUGUUUGGCAUCACUCUGUGGUGGAAAUAGGCUAUUCUGUUGUGGUUAAUAACUUUGCUAUGUUGACUAUUCCACUUGAUCAACUUUAUGACAUGCUUUUUAUGCCAUUAUCCUUGCAGUGAGCCACCUGGUAAAACAAUAAACCAGUGUGCAUGUAAGACUUUCUUGGCAAUGAUCAUAGCUUCUGCAGCUGGGCUGUGGGUUAAAGUAAGCCCCAGGAGGCUUUUAAAAUGCACGCAAAUGAAAAGGUACAUUUUUAUUAGCAUGGGAUUUGUUGAGGGUGCUGGUGAUGGGGAAUUCAUUUGCAGUCAGUCUGAGAUACAGUGGGCACCGUGGGUGUUAUGUUUCCACUGGUAAUUCAAGACAUUUUUGUCCACGCAAGCCAAUUAAUUCACUGGUCAUUAAUUUUAGCUUAAUUGCCCUCUGCCCCUUGUUUUAUUGGGUGUUUGUGAACUUUCAGGCCGA